Messenger RNA from Boleophthalmus pectinirostris (great blue-spotted mudskipper), 1551 nucleotides. It is a transcript of the gene slc18a3a, whose product is annotated as solute carrier family 18 member 3a. The coding region runs from base 1 to 1551 and encodes 516 amino acids. The record is from RefSeq and is a predicted model, not a curated record. The transcript has a single exon. Gene Ontology annotation, biological process: xenobiotic transport; transmembrane transport; chemical synaptic transmission. NCBI's taxonomy places the organism in Eukaryota, Metazoa, Chordata, Actinopteri, Gobiiformes, Gobiidae. Gene Ontology annotation, molecular function: xenobiotic transmembrane transporter activity; acetylcholine transmembrane transporter activity. Gene Ontology annotation, cellular component: AP-2 adaptor complex; terminal bouton; AP-1 adaptor complex.
AUGGAGCCGGAGGGCAACACCGAGACAGCGGCCACGAACCUGGCCCAGACCGCCGCCUCCAAACUGUCCCAGAUGAGUGAGAGAACUAAACAGCUGGGCACGGUCAUGCAGGACCCGGAGCGGCAGAAGCGCGUCAUCCUGGUGAUCGUGUGCAUAGCGCUGCUUUUGGACAAUAUGCUGUUUAUGGUGAUAGUGCCCAUUGUCCCGGAUUACCUGGAGCAGCUGCAGAAACAAGCGGCGCACGCAGUGGUGCGCACGAACUUCACAAACGGCACCGCGCCCAAAGUGACCAAAGAGAACUUUGACGUGCAGAUCGGAGUUCUGUUCGCGUCCAAAGCCGUGGUGCAGCUGCUCGUGAACCCGCUGAGCGGCACUUUCAUAGACCGGGUGGGCUAUGACAUCCCGCUUUUCAUCGGUCUCAACAUCAUGUUCCUCUCCACAGUCAUCUUUGCCUUCGCGGAAAACUAUACUACUCUGUUCCUCGCGCGCAGCAUGCAGGGCGUGGGGUCCGCUUUCGCGGACACCUCGGGCAUCGCGCUCAUCGCUGACAGGUACACGGAGGAGGCGGAGCGCAGCAAGGCGCUGGGGAUAGCGCUGGCCUUCAUCUCCUUUGGGAGCCUCAUUGCACCCCCUUUUGGCGGGUUCCUCUAUGAGUUUGCGGGGAAGCACGUGCCCUUCAUAGUCCUCGCGGCCAUGUGCCUGGGGGACGGUAUCAUGUGCCUGACGGUGCUCAAGCCCUUCUCCAACCGGGAGCGCGAGAACAUGCCCGUGGGUACACCCAUCUACAAACUCAUGGUUGACCCGUACAUCGCGGUGGUCGCGGGCGCGCUCAUCAUAUGCAACAUCCCGCUGGCCUUUCUGGAGCCCACCAUCGCCAACUGGAUGGAGGAGACCAUGCACUCGGAGCAGUGGCAGGUGGGCUUGACGUGGUUCCCCGCGUUCUUCCCGCACGUGCUGGGCGUGUUCUUGACUGUUAAACUCGCGGCAAAGUACCCGCACCUGCAGUGGUUCUAUGGGGCUAUUGGAAUGGUGUUCAUUGGGGCGAGCUCGUGCACAAUCCCCGCGUGUAAAACCUUUGGACAGCUCAUGAUCCCGUUGUGCGGAAUCUGCUUUGGCAUCGCCUUCGUGGACACGGCCCUGCUGCCCACUCUGGCCUUCCUGGUGGAUGUGAGGCACGUGUCCGUGUACGGCAGCGUGUACGCCAUCGCAGACAUCUCUUACUGUGUGGCAUAUGCCAUGGGGCCCAUAGUGGCGGGAAAGAUAGUGCAUGACUUGGGCUUCAUUCAGUUGAACUUAGGAAUGGGCCUGGCCAACGUGCUUUACGCACCAGCGCUGCUGCUGCUCAAAAACGUGUCCAAAAUGAAGCCGUCCUACUCUGAGAGGAACAUGCUGUUGGAGGACGGCACCACGGGACUGUACGACACGAUCAAGAUGGAACACCGCGAGAAGAAGAAGAAGGGCCUGUGCACCACGAUAGACGAGAACGGCGUCGAGACGUUCGCACAGCGCUCCUUCUCAGAGGAGGAGUCCUCAGGCGGAGAGUAUGCGUAA